Messenger RNA from Oncorhynchus tshawytscha (Chinook salmon), 7634 nucleotides. RefSeq names its product otoferlin-like. Gene Ontology annotation, cellular component: synaptic vesicle membrane; presynaptic active zone membrane. The record is from RefSeq and is a predicted model, not a curated record. Bases 316 to 6600 code for a protein of 2094 amino acids. The transcript is spliced from 47 exons. NCBI's taxonomy places the organism in Eukaryota, Metazoa, Chordata, Actinopteri, Salmoniformes, Salmonidae. Gene Ontology annotation, molecular function: AP-2 adaptor complex binding; calcium ion binding. Gene Ontology annotation, biological process: plasma membrane organization; synaptic vesicle priming.
UCACCACACGCGCCAGUCAGUCACCUGGAUGCGUGAGACCCAGCAGUCGCGAAGCAUAUAGCGCGGGAUAAAACGAAAGCUUAUGAGUAAUUGGACAUCCUUCCUUUCUUUCUGUCAAAGGAGAUAAAGCAGAUGCUUCAUGCGGAAUGGAAGGAGAUUUUGUUUCACCAAAGACGCAAUGAGAGGGUCUAGGUUCAGAGAUCAUUGAACAUUUGGUUGAUACGCUUAUCAGCAGAAUAUACGAGUUUUUUGCUCUGUGAAGGAAAAUACUGUAGUUCAUUUUUUCCUGAAGUGCUGUAUUGUACCGAAGUUGACAUGGCUCUUCUAGUCCACCUUAAGACGAUCCGGGACCUUCGUGGAAAGGGGGACAGAAUCGCCAAAGUCACAUUUCGAGGUCUGUCGCUCUACACGCAUGUGCUGGAAAACUGUGAGGAUGAGGCCAGAUUUGAUGAGACGUUCCGAUGGCCGAUUGCCAGUAGAGUGGAUGAAAAUGAGAUGCUGGAAGUUCAAGUGUUCAACUACAGCAAAGUCUUCACCAACAGAGUCAUUGGAACCUUCAAGAUGGUUCUACAGAAGGUGGCAGAGGAGGGCCAGCUAGAGGUGACAGACACACUCAUCGACGACAACAACACCGCCAUCAGGGCCAGUGUUACCAUAUACAUCAAGUACACGACAGUGGAUGGGACUGUGGGGGUUUGGAGUGACGGAGAAUUCCUGGACAUCCCGGGUGACCCGGAGGGAACGUUCCAGUUUGAGACGGACAGUCUGCUCUCCGGACACAGCCAGGGGUCAGGAGUGUCACAGGGGCGAUCCAUCCAUGGAAUUCCCACUUUUAGGAAAGCGGGGAAGGGGGUAUUCUCAGCCAUGAAGCUCGGCAAGACCAAGAGCUCCAAGGAUGACCACAAGAAAGAUGAGCCAGCCAUCUUGGACAUGGAGGAUCUGAACAGGAAGGCCAUGCGUCUGGGAGGGGUGGGGGCUCUGGACCCAGACUGCAUCUCCCUGGCCUCCGUCACUGCCGUCACCACCAAUGUCUCCAACAAGAGAUCAAAGCCUGAUAUCAAGAUGGAGCCUAGUUCUGGGAGGCCUGUGGAUUACCAGAUUAGCAUCACAGUCGUUGAGGCCAGACAGCUGGUUGGCCUUAACAUGGACCCUGUGGUCUGUGUGGAGAUUGGGGACGACAAGAAGUACACCUCCAUGAAGGAGUCCACUAACUGCCCCUACUACAAUGAGUAUUUUGUCUUUGACUUCCACGUCCCACCAGAUGUCAUGUUUGACAAGAUCCUGAAGCUCUCAGUGAUCCACUCUAAGAACCUGCUGCGGAGUGGCACCUUAGUUGGAACUUUCAAGCUGGAUGUUGGCACAGUCUACUCCCAGCCUGAGCACCAAUUCUACCACAAGUGGGCCACACUGUCUGACCCUGAUGACAUCACGGCCGGCUGCAAAGGUUACAUCAAGUGUGACAUCGCCGUGGUGGGGAAGGGGGACAACAUCAAGACUCCCCACAAGGCCAACGAGACGGAUGAAGACGACAUAGAAGGGAACCUCCUUCUUCCGGAGGGUGUUCCCUUGGAGAGGCAGUGGGCACGAUUCUACGUGAAGAUCUACCGCGCUGAGGGCCUUCCCAAGAUGAACACCAGCAUCAUGGCCAACGUUAAGAAGGCCUUCAUAGGGGAGAACAGAGACCUGGUGGACCCCUACGUACAAGUGCUCUUCGCCGGACAGAGAGGGAAGACAUCGGUCCAGAAGAGUAGUUAUGAGCCGAUCUGGAAUGAGCAGGUGGUCUUCACUGAGAUGUUUCCUCCGCUCUGCAAACGCAUGAAGGUCCAGAUAAGAGACUCCGACAAAGUCAAUGACGUCGCCAUAGGAACACACUUCAUUGACCUGCGAAAGAUCGCCAAUGAUGGUGACAAAGGGUUCCUGCCCACCAUGGGCCCAGCCUGGGUCAACAUGUAUGGCUCCACCCGCCAGUACACUCUGAUGGAUGAGCACCAGGACUUGAAUGAGGGGCUGGGGGAAGGCGUGUCCUUCAGGGCCCGCCUCCUCAUCUCCGUUGCCGUGGAGAUCCUGGACACCACCUCCACUGAGAUUGUAAGCUCCACCGAGGUGCAGGUGGAGCCUGUCUCUAACAUCUCAGAGAGUGUUACAGGGAAAAUAGAGGAAUUCUUCCUGUUUGGUUCCUUCCUGGAGGCCACCAUGAUCGACAGGAAGAUCGGCGAUAAGCCAAUCAGCUUCGAGGUCACAAUAGGCAACUACGGCAACCAGAUAGAUGGAGUGAGCAAGCCCUCGGCAGCUAAGAAGAAGAAGAAAGAGGGAGGAGGAGGAGGAGGAGGAGAGAGUGAUGAGGAGGAGUCAGAGCUGAUCCAGCAGAACUCCAGUGAGGACGAGGCAGAUGAUAAUGGGGACCUGGUGUCUGUGUCCUCCUCCCCACCCAUGAAACCUGUCAUAACAGACAGGAACUACUUCCACCUGCCCUACUUUGAGAAGAAGCCGUGUAUCUACAUCAAGAGCUGGUGGCAGGACCAGAGGAGAAGACUUUACAACUCCAACAUCAUGGACAAGAUCGCUGACAAACUGGAGGAGGGUCUGAAUGAUGUGCAGGAGAUCAUCAAGACAGAGACAGCCUAUCCAGAGCGCAGACUCAGAGGGGUGCUGGAGGAACUCAGCACUGGCUGCAAUCGUUUCGUCACUUUGGCCAACAAGGACCAGAACCAGGCAGGCAGAACCAAACUGGACAAAGAGAGACUCAAGUCCUGCAUGAGAGAGAUGGAGAGCAUGGGCCAGCAGGCCAAGCUGAUUCGCUCCCAGGUGAAGAGGAACACAGUGAGAGACAAACUGAAGAUGGUUCAGAACUUCCUGCACAGGCUACGUUUCCUUGCCGACGAGCCCCAGCACAGUAUCCCAGACGUGUUUAUAUGGAUGAUGAGUAGCAACAAGCGUAUCGCCUACGCCCGCAUCCCCUCCAAAGACAUCCUCUACUCCAUCGUAGACGAGGAGACAGGCAAGGACUGUGGCAAGGUCAAAGCUGUCUUCCUCAGGCUGCCUGGUAAGAAGGGGUUUGGUCCAGCCGGGUGGACAGUGCAGGCUAAGAUGGAGAUGUACCUGUGGCUGGGCCUCAACAAACAAAGGAAGGACUUCCUGUCUGGCCUGCCCAACGGCUUUGAAGAGAACAAGGCUCCCAGGACAGGCUCGUGUCUGCAGUCUUUACCCCCUAUCAGUCUGGUUUAUAACAUGAAGCAGGUAUUCCAGCUGAGGGCUCACAUGUACCAGGCCAGGAGUCUGUUUGCUGCAGACAGCAGUGGCCUGUCAGACCCCUUCGCCAGGGUCUUCUUCUCCACACACAGCCAGGUCACUGAGGUCCUGAGUGAGACUCUGUGCCCUACGUGGGAUCAGCUGCUGGUGUUUGAUGAUGUUGAGCUGUUCGGGGAGGCCGGCGAGCUACGAGACGACCCACCUAUCAUUGUGGUAGAGGUCUACGACCAGGACACUGUGGGCAAGGCAGAGUUCAUUGGUCGUACGUUUGCUAAGCCCAUCACUAAGAUGUGUGACGAGCACUACGGACCCCCGAGGUUCCCCCCUCAGCUAGAGUACUACCAGAUCUACCGUGGUAACUCUACCGCCGGUGACCUACUGGCUGCCUUCGAGCUGCUACAGAUUCCCUAUGACCAUGAGGAGAUCAGGAGGGCUCUGAUUGCUGUCCAUGACUUUGCAGUUCCUCAGAUUAAGAUUGGGCAAGGGGGGAGGGCGGAGCUUCCUGCCAUCAAUGGUCCGACAGACUCAGACCGUGGACCCAUCCUCCCUGUGCCAAUGGGCAUCAGACCUGUCCUAAGCCGUUAUCGCAUAGAGGUUCUGUUCUGGGGCCUGCGGGAUCUGAAGAGGGUGAAUUUGGCCCAGGUGGACAGACCCAGGGUGGACAUAGAGUGUGCAGGGAGAGGAGUCCAGUCUGCACUCAUCGUGAACUUCAAAAAGAACCCCAACUUCAGCACACUGGUCAAGUGGUUCGAGGUGGACCUGCCAGAGAACGAGCUGCUCCACCCUCCUCUUAACAUCCGGGUAGUGGACUGCAGGGCGUUUGGCCGAUACACCCUGGUGGGUUCCCACGCCGUCACCAGCCUACGACGCUUCAUCUACAGCCCCCCAGACAAGACGCAAAACAACUGGGCCAGCGCAGCUAGACUGAUGAAUGGCUACAUGGUCCUGACCAACGGGGGGUCCCAAUCUCGCCCCUCCUCCCUUUACUCCCGCACCCUGCCCCGCACCCUCUCUCACCCCACAGGUGAUGUCAUAGUCAACAUGGAUGCCAACCCCUCAGUCAGGAAAAUGGACACGGUGGUGAAGUUAGAUGCUUCGUCUGAUGCAGUAAUUAAAGUUGAUGUGAAUGAGGAGGAGAAAGAAGAGAAGAAGAAGAAGAAGAAGAAAAAGAAGGGAGAGGUGGAGGAGGAUGAUGAGACCGACGAGAGAAUGCUGGACUGGUGGUCCAAAUAUUUUGCUUCCAUAGAGACACUGAUGGAGAUCCUCAGGGCCCAGGAGGCAGCGCUGGCUGAGGCCGAGGAGAGGGAGGAGCAGGAGAUAGCAGCAGAGGGAGCAGAUAUCAAACCUGAUGACCUCCCUGUAAAAGGCUCCAAGGGGAAGGAGAAGAGCCGAGACAAGAGCAGGAACAAGGACAAGAAGAAGAGUCACCAUGCAGGAGAGGGGACAGAGAAACGCCCCAGCAAACCCAAAGUGAACGAGCUACUGGUGUACAACAAGGAGUUGGAGGCAGAGUAUGAUAACUUUGAGGACUGGCUCCACACCUUCAACUUGUACAGAGGGAAGGCAGGGGACGACGAUGAAGCAGCCCUGGAUGACGACAGGAUCGUGGGCAGAUUCAAGGGCUCCAUGUGCAUGUACAAGCUGCCUCUGUCUGAGGAGAUCACCCGGGAGGCGGGCUUCGACCCUAACAUGGGCAUGUUCCAGAGCAUUCCACACAAUGACCCAAUCAAUGUGCUGGUGCGAGUCUUCGUGGUCAGGGCCACAGACCUCCAUCCUGCUGAUGUCAAUGGGAAAGCGGACCCCUACGUCGUCAUCAAACUGGGCAAGUCAGAGCUGAAGGAUAAAGAGAACUAUAUCUCCAAACAGCUCAACCCUGUCUUUGGCAAGGCGUUUGACAUGGAGGCUACGUUCCCCAUGGAGUCCAUGUUGACCGUGUCAGUGUACGACUGGGAUCUGGUGGGCACUGAUGACCUCAUCGGGGAGACCAAGAUCGACCUGGAGAACCGCUACUAUAGCAAACACAGAGCUACCUGUGGCAUCGCUAACAACUACUCUGUGCAUGGUUACAACAUGUGGCGUGACCCCAUGAAGCCAAGCCAGAUCCUGGCCAAGCUCUGUAAGGAGGGCAAGCUGGACGGACCCCACUACGGCCCCGGGGGAAGGGUCAAGGUCGCCAACCGUAUCUUCAUGGGUGCCACAGAGAUCGAGGAUGAGACUGGUCUAAAGAAGCAGACAGAUGAGCACCUGGCGCUGACGGUGCUGAAGCACUGGGAGGAGAUCCCUAGGGUGGGCUGUAAACUCAUCCCAGAACACGUCGAGACAAGACCCCUGUUCCACCCUGAGAAACCUGGCAUCGAACAGGGGCGGAUUGAGAUGUGGGUAGACAUGUUCCCCAUGGACAUGCCAGCACCUGGACCCGCCAUUGACAUAUCACCACGGAAACCAAAGAAAUAUGAGCUCAGGGUGGUUAUAUGGAAUACAGACGAAGUAAUACUCGAGGACGAUGAUUACUUCACUGGGGAAAAGUCCAGUGACAUAUUUGUCAGGGGCUUUGAGCUGCGUGUUAUUAUUUGGAACACUGAUGACGUAGUUCUAGAGGACGAUGCUUUCAUGACAGGAGAGAAGAUGUCUGACAUCUAUGUCAAGGGGUGGCUGAAAGGGCAACAGGAGGACAAACAGGACACAGAUGUCCACUACCACUCUCUGACAGGCGAGGGGAAUUUCAACUGGCGCUUCGUGUUCCCCUUUGACUACCUGAUGGCCGAGGAGAAGAUUGUCAUCUCUAAGAAGGAGUCCAUGUUCUCCUGGGAUGAGACAGAGUACAAGAUCCCUGCACGCCUCACCCUGCAGGUCUGGGACGCUGACCACUUCUCCGCUGAUGACUUCCUAGGUGCAAUAGAGCUGGACCUGAACAGGUUUCCCCGCGGGGCGAAGACAGCCAAGCAGUGUUCUAUAGGCAUGGUCCAGAAUGAGGCUGAGCUGCCCUGCAUUUCCAUCUUCAAACAGAAGAGAGUCAAGGGCUGGUGGCCAUUCGUGGCCCGCGACGAAAACGACGAGAUGGAACUCACGGGUAAAGUGGAGGCGGAGCUUCAUCUGAUGUCGGCAGAGGAAGCGGAGAAAAGUCCUGUUGGUCUGGGACGCAAUGAGCCUGACCCUCUGGAGAAACCAAAUCGCCCGGACACCAGUCUCAUGUGGUUUGUGAACCCUCUGAAGUCCAUCCGCUACUUCAUCUGGCACAACUACCGCUGGCUGAUCCUCAAGGCCCUGGGCCUGCUGCUGCUGCUGCUCCUGCUCGGCCUCUUCCUCUACUCCUUCCCUGGCUACCUGGUCAAGAAGAUGCUGGGGGCCUGAGAGAACGUCGACCCACCAGGGCCACCGGUAGCCCCCUCUCUCUGUCCUAUCCUAGCCUCUCCUCUCUUGUCCUCCGUUCCGCAUUUUCUGUCAGCUCCUCUUUCUCCUUUUCCCCUCUCUCUGUUCUCUCCUCUGUUCCUCCUUUUCACUGAACCCAUAUCGCUUCACUCUCUGUCUUUUCCCUUCUUACCUCUUCCUCUGCUUUCUACCACCUUCCUUUUCCAUAACCUCUUUCUUCCAUCCCUCAACCGCUCAUCUCGUCCUCUUUUUCCCCCCCAGGUAUGUCUCAGUCUUUGUCUUUCCUCAGAUAUACAAAGAUUGUCUCUGGUAGCUUUUGCUGCAUCCCUCCCCUUUUUUUCUUUGCUCUCAGCAUCUUCAUGUCCCAGCAUUCAUGUCACUGUCUCUGUCCCCUAUACUGUCCUCUGUCUCUUGUUGCUCAACCUGCCAGUGUCUGGUGUCCCGAGUCUUCCAUUGUGCAUCACACUGUCAUUACACUGGCGGCUUCAGGGGAAAUACUUUUUUAUCUGUAGCUGCGUUCAAGCGAGCUGUCAAACAAACACCAUCUAAUUUUAUAUCUGUGUAUCCAUUGUCUGAGUCUCCAUCGUCUGUGCUUCCCGAUUGUGCGGUGGUCUUCUGGUUCUGUAUAAAAUAAAAAGAACGUUGCUAUUUUGUAAACAGGGUUGUUUGUGUAGUAGUGUGUGGAGAAAUUGUGAUCAGUUAGAAAUAGUCAUACAUCAUAUGGCUUACGAACCACUAACGCUUGCUCUCCUCUUUCCUCUCUUUACCCUGCACUUUGGCCCCCAUUACCACUGUUUCCCCACCCCACCCACUACCCUCCCUUUAAUCCACUCACCCUUCUGUUCCCCACCUCUACCUCUCCCACAACCGCCCCCAUCUACCCCAUAUCUUUCCCCACUUCCUUCCCGUAUACCCUCCAUCACACCCUUUUAACCCUCAACCCCCAUCCCAUCCAUCCCAUGCCCCACUAUCUACCCCUCUAUUCUCACCCUUCCCCUCUAAUCUUACACCAAUCC